Molecule: messenger RNA, 946 nt
Organism: Bombus pyrosoma
Lineage: Eukaryota; Metazoa; Arthropoda; Insecta; Hymenoptera; Apidae
Exons: 1
Coding region: 48-881 (277 amino acids)
Source: RefSeq, a predicted model, not a curated record
UAUUUUCCAUCAUUAUUUUAUGCUUGAACGUUGCAUGAAACAGUUGAAUGUACGAAUGUAUGAAUAAUAUUUGCUAUUUUCGUUCAUGUCGAUUAAAUUUUAUAUCACCUUAUUUUAAACAAAAUUCAAUUUUUAUAAACAUGACGUUUAUUGCCGACGUUCCUCGACGUACAUCGACGAUUUUAAAGAAAGCAGAAAAUUCUAUAUGUCAGGAUGAGAAUUUUGUAUAUCUGCAAUCACGUAAAGUGCGUCCUAUGGUAUACUCUAAACCUUAUAAGAAACCAACCUUGAAAAUUGAGUCAGAGACCACAUAUGGUUUGUCAUAUAUGAAAUACAAUUGUAUUUCUAAACCAAGAUUUCAUUACGGGCUACACGAAAAGAUAGUGCCUAGUAAAACUGGAAAAUUCGACUUCGACACGGUGAAUAAACUUUCGUACCAAGCUGCAACUAGAAAAUUGCGUAGAGCUUUCGUUCCAACAUCAUGUUUAUCUAUCAGUGGUUCUCACGACAUGACGACUACUUUCAAGCAAUCUUACUUAGAUCCUGGAUACGUGAAAACAAUGUCUUAUAAACCGUACCAAGGAAAAGCUCAGCAUCCAAUACCAGUGGAUUAUAACACAGUAACGAAGGAAUCUUAUCAAGAUUUUGGUAUUCCUAUAGUUGGAAGACCACGAAAGAGGAAAUUCUGGCAAACUAAAUUCAAAACAGACUAUCACACUACAAAUCAAUUGUCGUAUCAAUACGUAGAGCCAUCUUCGAAAAGGGUUCAUGUAUGCUAUCGACCAGUGAUAUCUGCUCAAAUCGAGAAAGACACUGUUUAUAGUACGAGUUAUCAAGUUCGUGGUCGUUGCGUAGCUAAAGAUGAUGUAGUUUGUGAAUGACAUUGUAUACGUGUAAUAUAUCUAAUUUUGUGGAAAAUCGUUCGUUAAUUAUUAAAGUAAUAAUA